AUGGACUACCACCGUCAACCGCCUCAGCCACUCACCUUCGACCGUGUAUACCCGCCUUUCCAGGCCACCUCUGUUUCCGCUACCCCCCACUCCUCUUCCCAUGAUGCGAAUGCUCAGUCCCUACCAUUCUUCCAUCGCCUUCCGGUUGAGCUCCUCCCUCGGCUGCUUUUGCACUGGUCGUCUGAGGACCUUGCCAAUAUCGCCUUGGUUGACAGGCCGUGUAGACAGCUGGCAAGGUCGAAACAGUUCGUCGAGGUUAACCUUGGCAUGCCACUGCCGGACUAUCUUAGCGGAUCUCCAGGAAACGACAGUAUCCCCACCGGUGCGAAGCGAAACAGCGGGCCCUCCUUGUUGGACAGUUUGAUGGUGGAAGUUCAACGAGGGUUCAACACGACCCCAUCCAUUGCCGUGUGCAUCAGGAGAGUGAACGUUGUCAUGCUUCCCCCAGGGUUGAUUGAUUGUGUCCACAAAGAGACACUGAAAGCCUUCCUGGACAGGGUGUCUUCGCUCUUGCCACAACUUCCGCACGUCUGCUCCCUGUCGUGGGUCACGCCUGGCCGGACGCUCACACGGUACCAACUCGAUUGUCUCAAGGCGAUGAAGGUCCUGAAGAACCUCGAAUUAUUCUGUCAGGAAACUGAACACUCGGACGGGGAGGGAACACUUGCUCCGUGGCCGUUGGAGUCCCUCCACAUAACAGGUCAGGGUCCCGGGUUCUCGCUAUCCGAACGCCUCCCUUCGGGUAUUUUGAAGGCCCCUCACACACUAAUACAGAGUUUGACGCUGGGCAUCAGCGGCCGUGGAAUACGUGACGACCCACCUCCUGUCGAGGUCUGGUCUAUGGAACACCUUCGCCGACUCGAAAUCCAUGACUCUUCAUUCCCCCUCGACCUCCCAUCCGGCGCACCGACCUGUCCUCUACCCAGAUUGACAGCCCUAACUGUUGCCUCUUUCCAUUCUUCCUUUCGACCCACGUCGGAAGAAGCCAUAUCCCAUCGGACUGUUCACUUCCCCGGCCUCCGUCGACUCAAAUAUACAUCUUCAAUCGCAUCCUCCGACGUCCAAGCUCAGAGUGACAUAAUCGCAUUUUUGAGUAGACACACCGAUCUUGUCAGUAUCGAAUUCGAGGAACCCGUCGCGCCUGAAUGGAUCGAUCAGGUACUGCUCCCUCUCCUAACCUCCACCUCCGCCCCUACUCGAACACGACCGACUUUCAGUGAGCUUCGCUCGCUAAGGCUCGUUUUCGGUGCAUUAUCUAUUUCAAUCGAUACACUGAAGCAGCUGGGCUCACUCGGAAACCUCGAGCACCUCUGGAUAUCCUCCCGCCUGCUUACUUCGGGUCUUCCCCUGCAGGAGCAGCCAUGGCGUCGGCGUAGCGGUCACUACUCGGAAUGGUUCGUCGACCAUCCGGCGAUGCUCGAGUCCUUGCAGGCACUUUGGCCCUCACUUCGGACCCUCGUCCUUUCCGGUGAUACCUAUGGCGAGCGGGAAGCAGUUCAUCCAUUGAUGAACCCAAGGUUCCAUCGGGGGGACUAUUAUGAAUCUCGAACAUUGCCAAGUGACGUAUCUCACGAGCUGUUCUUGACCCCAGAGGAGCGGGAGACAUUGAGCAGACCUAUCUACCACACCUACCCUUGGGAAUAUUCCAGUCAACACCGGCGACUCGAUUUUGAAGCUUUGCAGCGGAUGGCUCGUCGUUUUCAUUUGAUCGCGUGGGAGAGGUGGCAUGUCUCGGCCAUGCGAGAUUUUGCUGGUCGGUACUUUGAGAGGUUUGGGAAAUUGGAGGUGUGUUACGUCGGGAGGAUCAUGGUCGAAAGAGGGGGGAAUCGGGAGUCGAGGAUGGAUGAUUUGCCGGCAGAGAGGGAGAGGGUUGAGAAAGAACUUUGGGAGGAACGAAUUGUCUCGUAG
Coprinopsis cinerea okayama7#130 is the source of this 1908-nucleotide messenger RNA. RefSeq lists its product as hypothetical. NCBI's taxonomy places the organism in Eukaryota, Fungi, Basidiomycota, Agaricomycetes, Agaricales, Psathyrellaceae. The transcript has a single exon. Bases 1 to 1908 code for a protein of 635 amino acids. The record is from RefSeq and is a predicted model, not a curated record.